This is a messenger RNA of Dicrocoelium dendriticum, 1419 nucleotides long. The record is from the annotation of a GenBank genome assembly. Lineage: Eukaryota; Metazoa; Platyhelminthes; Trematoda; Plagiorchiida; Dicrocoeliidae.
GUUCAGACGACAGCGUAUCAUCCGGCCGCUAACGGCAUGGUGGAGCGUUUUCACCGCCAGUUGAAGGCAGCGCUACGUGCGCACGCAGAUCCUUCAUGGUCUGAAACGCUUCCCCUCGUUCUCCUAGGCUUAAGAAACACGGUUAAGACUGAUUUCGACGCCACACCAGCGCAGCUAGUCUACGGUUGCACGCUGCGGUUGCCCGGACAGCUGGUAGCACCAGCCCCAUGUACUUCCACUUUUGACUACGGAAGUUACACUGAUCGAUUGGCUCACCAGAUGCGUGAGUUACGUCCACCCGCUCCUCGAUCGCAGAAGACACCAGUGUACGUGCCCGAAAAGCUGUCUACGUGUUCACACGUCCUUCUUCGCGCAGACGGUGUUCGACAGCCUCUUCAGUCGCCGUACAUAGGACCCUUCAAGGUGCUGCAUCGUGCGAGUAAGGCGUACACUAUUGACCGCGGUGGUCGACACGAAGUCGUCACCGUCGACCGUCUGAAACCCGCCUUUAUGGAAGAAACUACCUCGCCUACUUCGUCUAGUAGUGCUUCGUGCGACGUCACAACUCAUCGCACCAGCUUACAGCAUCCUGGUCCAGUUCAUCCAGACCACGAUCUCGGUCUACAAGCCGUUCCAACAUCUCCCGAAUCUAGUCCGCCGCCUCCCACGACCAAUCGCCGUGGUCGGGAGGUACGUAAGCCCGUCCGUUUCUCCGACUUUGUACAGUGUAAAUAUUUUUAGCUUUGUAGAUAUUGUAUAUAUUUGCCCCGUUUUUGGUCGAUCAACGUUUUGAAAACAAACAAAAAUAUCAAAAAACCUCCGAAAAACCUUUUUCGAAAAAAAUAUUCAAAAACCAAAAAAUAUUUAAACACGCAGAUCAUUCGUUUGUUCUUUUUGGCGUUUUCUGCGCGUGUUUUUCUAUUUUCUCGUCUUUACAUGCCCCAACCCUCCCCUUCGAUCGACUGGCCCACACGAGGAAUCUUUUCGAGGACCCUGACGCGAACACUGGUCGCUUCUCCGCGGGACGAGGAUCGCUUCUCCGCGGGACAAGGAUCGCUUCUUCGCGGGACGAGGAUCGCUUCUCCGUGAGACGAGGGUCGCUUCUCCGUGGGACCGUGGUCGUUUUCUUCGUGGGACGAGGGUCGCUUUGGCGCGGGGCGGGGUGCGGCGGGGGGAGAGACCACUCCCAAGCGCACCGUUUGGCAGCAGCGGAGGUUGAGGUCCUGUCGGCCUUUUUCUGGACUAGCCAGUUUUUUGUAGUCCGACAAGCCCGCUCCAACGGCUCGCCGAAAUGCACCCUGCCCUGCAUUCAAUAAAUAACGAAUCAUAAACGGCACAGCGGACUCCGACUUCUGAUGAACCCCCAUUUACACGAACGCACGCCCAUUUUUACUCGGCACGAUUUCGCCUCACGAACCC